Messenger RNA from Schistocerca cancellata (South American locust), 672 nucleotides. RefSeq lists its product as uncharacterized. Lineage: Eukaryota; Metazoa; Arthropoda; Insecta; Orthoptera; Acrididae. The transcript has 5 exons. The record is from RefSeq and is a predicted model, not a curated record. The coding region runs from base 204 to 632 and encodes 142 amino acids.
CACUUGACUUCGGAACCAUGUCUGAAUGCAAAGUGUAAGUGAAGUGUCCUAGAGACCUACAUUUAUCCUCUCUCCACUUUUUUAAAUAUUACGUAACGAAGAAUAUUUUAGUGAAAAUUUUGCGUCGGAGACAUUUUUGAGAGCUUCCUGAAGCUCAAGAACAAGAGAACGUUGUUCAACAUAGUGCAGUUACUGGUCAAAACAUGCAUGAGGAGACUGCUACUAGGCCUAUGAGCGUUCCGAGCUCCGUUGCCGCUACGACUACACAGUCCACAGCUACGGACCACAAUUCAGCCGAGCUACAAGUGUCAUAUUCUUCAAGCUCUGCAGAUUCCUGUCUCUUGACGGGAGCUAUCGACUAUGCAGGUGGCUCUGUGUCCUCGGAUGAUUGUAAAGCUGAUGUGGAUGAGGACCCAUUAAAAUUCAACUCCGCCGAUAGGAAGAUUCUGCAUGCGAUAUCCGGACGGGGCCGGUUCUUCGUCAUGGAUGGCGAAUCUUCGUCUGCGGCGGAGGUCACAUCAGGCUUACUGCAAGACCUCACGCCAGCCUGCGUGAGCGAAAACGCGUGCCUUUCGGCUUCCUCUAGUAACACGGUGUUGGCUCUCCUGCCAACCCACAACAGAGGAUGUUGAGGAAACCGCUGACGAAACCAACGAACUUGCUGAGGCUGAC